UCGUGCUCUUCCUGUGAGAGCAACAGCAGAGAAGCAGGACAUGCUGUACCUGAGGAAAAGAAGAGAGCGACGUCACAAGUCAAACAAACCAACGCGUCUACUCUGGUGUCUUGUUGAAGAAAGUGUCUUGGAUUGAUUUUUGUUGUUGUCUCUUCCUGUACAGCAUGUCUCCCUCGAUCCAAUGUUUCCAGCCGCGAUUCUCCUUCUCCCCCUUCUGGACGCACACCAGCUUGUCCCCUUCCCAGCACUCUCUGCCUGAGGAGACGGGAGAGAACCCGAGGCGCUGAGCUAGAAGAAGGAGCGGGUGGAGAAGGAGAAAGAGAGAGAGAGAGAAAGAAAGAAAGAGGAGAAGAAGAGAAGAGGUCGCCGUGCAGUUCCCUCUCCUGGCCCCUGGCGCAAUCUCCGCCGAGAAGAUGCUGAGAAUAGCCGGUGUGUUGGCUCUAGUGGCUCUGGGUCUGAGCGCCGCUCGCACCAAAGUGAAUAAACACAAGCCGUGGAUUGAGACCUCCUACCACGGAGUGAUCACUGAAAACACUGACAUCGUUCUGCUGGAUCCUCCUCUGGUGGCCCUGGACAAAGAUGCUCCCAUCCCCUAUGCAGGGGAGAUCUGUGCGUUCAACAUCCACGGGCUGGAGGCUCCGUUCAAAGCGGUGGUGCUGAACGGAACGUCAGGCGAGGGCCAGCUGAGGGCCCACGGCCUGGUGGACUGCGAGCUGCAGAAGGAAUACACCUUCAUCAUACAGGCUCACGACUGUGGCUCCGGACCCAAGGGAACGGAGGGCAAGAAGUCCCACAAAGCGGUGGUGCACAUCCAGGUCAAUGACGUAAAUGAGUUUGCUCCUGUGUUCCGGGAGCCCCAGUACCACGCCGCGGUGACAGAGGGCAAGAUUUACGACAGCAUCCUGCAGGUGGAGGCCACUGACCAGGACUGCUCUCCACAGUACAGCCAGAUAUGUAACUACCAGAUCACCACAAGCGCCACGCCCUUCGCAAUAGAUCGCAAUGGUAACAUCCGCAACACCGAGAAGCUGAGCUAUGACCGUCAGCAGCAGUACGAGAUCCAGGUAACAGCCUGGGACUGCGGCCAGAAGAGGGCGCUGCACAGCGUUCCCGUUCGCAUUGAUGUCAAGCCUGUCUGCAAACCCGGCUGGCAAGGUUGGAAUAAACGAGUGGACUACGAGCCCGGAACAGGCAGUAAGCAGCUGUUUCCUAAGAUGCACCUGGAGACCUGUGGUGAGCCGCUGUCAUCGGUGAGGACCACGGUGGAGCUGCAGACCAGUCACAUCGGGAAGGGCUGCGACCGGGAAACCUACUCUGAGAAAUCUCUACAGAAGCUCUGUGGGGCCUCCUCGGGCAGCACUGACCUUCUCCCUGCCCCGAGUGCUGCCACCAACUGGACGGCGUCCCUGGUGACUGACAGUGGGAGGGACAGCGACUUGAUCUUCAGAUUUGAUGGUCGUCAAGCAGCAAAUAUCCCAGACUGGGUGGUACCUCAGAAUCUGACUGACCAGUUCACCGUAGCGACGUGGAUGAAGCACGGGCCCAGUCCUGGACUCAGAGCUGAGAAGGAGACACUACUCUGUAACUCGGACAAGACUGAGAUGAACCGACAUCACUACUCACUGUACGUCCACAACUGCCGCCUGGUGUUUCUGCUGAGGAGAGACUUCACUCAGGUGGACACGUUCAGACCGGCUGAGUUCCACUGGAAGCUGGAGCAGAUCUGUGACAAGGAGUGGCAUUACUACGUCAUCAAUGUGGAGUUCCCAGUGGUGACGCUCUAUGUGGACGGAGUGACCUACGACCCCUACCUGGUGACGGACGACUGGCCCAUCCACCCCACACAGAUUGAUGUGCAGCUGACCGUCGGGGCCUGCUGGCAAGGUGGGGAGGUGACCAAGCCACGGUUCACUCAGUAUUUCCGGGGCAGCCUAUCCGGACUGACCAUCCGACCAGGGAAGAUCGAGAGUCAGAAAGUCAUUUCCUGUCUGCAGGCCUGCAAAGAGGGACUGGACAUCAAUUCCCUUGAGAGUCUGGAUAAGAGCAUAAAGUUCCACUUUAACCCAGCCCAGUCCAUACUGGUGAUGGAGGGAGAGGACUUGGAGAACAUGAACACUGCUGUAAGGAAGGUUUCCUACAUCAACUCUCGCCAGUUUCCCACACCAGGCAUCCGACGUCUGCGCAUCUCCACGACCGUCCAGUGUUUUGGUGAAGACACAUGUAUCACCAUCCCGGACAUCGAGGCGGUGGUGAUGGUGCUCCAGCCCAGCGAGCCCAGGAUCACCAUCACUGGAGUGGAGAGACUGAGCUGGCCAGUUUCUGACCUCAGAGCACAAGGUGGCGUAUCACUUUUCCAGGACCUCCACAUCAUCAGCACAGUGACCAGGGCCGAUGCCGCUGUACAUCACACAGCACGUGGACCCGGGUUGCUGGAGGAGAUCAUUCAUAACUUGGACUAUUGUGACAUCCUGGUGCUGGGGGAGGAGCUGAGGCCAGAGCAGGAGUCUCUACAACUACAGCGAAGUGCUCUGCUCGGAAAACACCUUGACGCCACAAACUCCACCUCUGGCAUGUCCAUAUACGGCGUAGACUCCAUGUCCAACUAUGAGCAGGUGAUCAGACAUGUGCGUUACUAUACCUGGCAGCCUGCAUCACUAACAGAAAGAAGGUUUCGCCUCACCUGCUCGGAGCUCAACGGACGCUACACCAGCAAUGAGUUCAACCUGGAGGUGAGCGUACUGCACAGCUCAGAGGCCAGGGAGCAUGUAAAUCACAUGGUAGCCCCGCCUCAGUACAUGCAGUUGGUCCAUCAUCCGUCCAUGAUUCACAGCCUGUACCCCAGCCACAACUCAGGCGUACCGAGUGCUGCCACAGUAGUAAUUGUGAUGUGUAUCGCUGCCCUGGUGGUUGUUGUGGUGCUGGGCAUCUAUCGCAUUCACCUGAACCACCAGCAGGAGGUCAGGCUGGAGGACACGGCCAGAGAGGCGGAUAUGACCUGGACCGACUCAGCCCUGACGAUCACCAUCAACCCAAUGGAGAAGCACGAGCAGCCCCAGGCUGCUGAGGAGGAGGCCAGCGAGGAGGAAGAGGAAGAUGACGAGGAGGAAGAUGGCGAGGAAGAAGACGACAUCACCAGUGCAGAGUCAGACGACAGCGAGGAGGAAGUGGACGUCCAGCUACCCAGGAUGCAACGCUCGAGCAAGAAGGGCCAAAACUGGGACAAUACAACAAUAUCUUAUUAAAACACACUCACAGUCCCUCACACACACAUCCUGCAACACGGCCAUACACAAACCUCCAAUCUGAUGGUUGAGACAAAAAGACUUUAUG
Limanda limanda (common dab) is the source of this 3330-nucleotide messenger RNA. Its product is annotated as calsyntenin-2-like. NCBI's taxonomy places the organism in Eukaryota, Metazoa, Chordata, Actinopteri, Pleuronectiformes, Pleuronectidae. Gene Ontology annotation, molecular function: kinesin binding; calcium ion binding; X11-like protein binding. The coding region runs from base 414 to 3242 and encodes 942 amino acids. Gene Ontology annotation, cellular component: cell surface; postsynaptic membrane. Gene Ontology annotation, biological process: positive regulation of synaptic transmission; homophilic cell-cell adhesion; positive regulation of synapse assembly. The record is from RefSeq and is a predicted model, not a curated record. The transcript has 19 exons.